CUUUUAUUUUUCGCACUUUUGUUUUUGAGGUUCCUCCUCCACUUUUCUUCCCCUCGACACAACAAAAGCUAAUCGUGCAAUCCACACCUGCGAUCUGCUCUUCAUCAUUUGUCCAACGAACCACCAGCCCAAGUGUCCUUUCUCUUUCGCCUUCUCUCUCUCUCUCUCUCUCUCUCUCCCUCUGUCUCUCUGGGUAGUGGUUUAGGUUUACUCCUCUUUUUCCUACGUUUUCUUGAGAAAAUUUGCCCUCUUGUGCUUGGUGGGUUGUGCCGUUGAGGAGGUGUGUGAUGUCUGAUGGGCCCUCAACUCCACUAAGGAGGAUUUUAAUGGUGAAAGGAGAUCUCUUUGCCUCACUUUCUCUGCUUUUUCUUUGCACCCCCAUUUUCUCGGCUGUCUCCCAAUUCCUGUUCCUGGGUUUCUUUCCUUCUCCUCUCUUCUCUUCUGUUGUGAAGAUAAGAUUUUGAGGGUUUCGGUGGUUUGGUCGCUUCCUCUUGAGCCAUUGUGUAGCUUUUCUCGUCUGAGGUUGCAGUCACGGAGGUGGUUUUUACUCGUUGUCUCUUGAAUCGGCUUUUGUUGACCGCGGAUUGGUGUGUCCUGCGUCGGCGGUGAGCUUAGAUUCCGUGAGAGCUUUAAGUUGGUUUCUUGUUCUUCAGUUUACAAGGUUGAUAUUGGAAAAAUCAGGAGCCUUUUUGGUGCUCUAGAAGGUCAACGACGUCGGUCUUAAAGGUCUUGAUCUUCUUUUAUUUUACUUGGAGUCAAAUGUGGAAUUGGGGAAAUGGUGAAAGCUCAGUUUCUUGGGUAGCUGUUUUCAACGGAAUUGCUCAGUGUUCUUCGUUUGAAUGAAGAUUGUGAAGGAGUUUGAGAUUGGAGAAAGAUUGUGAGAGUUUCUGGUGUAGGAGGUGGGGAUUUUAAAUCAUGAGAAGAGAAAUGGAUAGGGUGAUCCAGCCUCCUUUGGUUGAUUCGACAGCGUGCCUUUGUAGAGUUGAUGCGAGUCUCAAAACUGUUGCUGGGGCCAAAAGGUAUGUACCUGGAACAAAGCUCUGUCUCCAGCCUGACAUCAAACCAUCCAUUCAUCCAACAAGGAACAAGCCCGCACGAGGAGAUAGAAGCCGGAAUCAAUCCCCUCUACUUCCAGGCCUACCUGAUGACCUGGCCAUUGCAUGCCUCAUUAGGGUACCACGAGUGGAACACUGUAAGCUCCGCCUAGUCUGCAAAAAAUGGUACAAGCUUCUUUCCGGUAACUUCUUUUACUCCUUGCGUAAGAGCCUUGGAAUUGCAGAAGAAUGGGUAUACGUAAUCAAGAGAGACCGAGAUGGGAAGAUCUCAUGGCAUGCUUUUGAUCCCAUAUAUCAGCUCUGGCAGCCUCUCCCUCCAGUGCCGAAGGAAUACUCUGAAGCUUUAGGUUUUGGAUGUGCCGUCCUAAGUGGGUGCCACCUUUACUUAUUCGGCGGCAAAGACCCACUGAAAGGCUCGAUGAGACGAGUGGUUUUUUACAGUGCGAGGACAAAUAAAUGGCACCGUGCCCCUGAUAUGCUUCGGAGACGGCAUUUCUUCGGUUCAUGUGUUAUAAACAACUGCUUGUACGUAGCUGGUGGUGAGAACGAGGGUGUUCACCGAACUAUGAGGUCAGCAGAGGUAUAUGAUCCCAACAGAAACCGUUGGUCCUUCAUUUCAGAGAUGAGUACGGCCAUGGUGCCCUUCAUUGGCGUCGUUUACGAUGGAAAGUGGUAUCUGAAGGGGCUCGGGUCACACCGGCAGGUUCUUAGCGAGGUCUACCAACCGGAGAUGGAUAGCUGGUUCCCAGUGUACAAUGGAAUGGUCACCGGCUGGAGAAACCCUAGUGUCUCCUUUAACGGGGACCUCUAUGCUUUGGAUUGCAAGGACGGAUGCAAAUUGAGGGUUUACGAUGAAGUGACGGAUUCUUGGAGCAAGCACAUUGACAGUAAGAUGCAUUUGGGAAAUUCGCAGGCUCUAGAAGCGGCUGCGCUCGUUUCCCUCAAUGGGAAACUGUGUGUUAUCAGAAACAACAUGAGCAUUUCCGUCGUCGAUGUUUCGAAAUCUGAUGGUGGCAGGGGUGCAACUGCUGAACAUUUGUGGGAAACAAUAGCAGGAAAAAGCCAAUUAAGGACCAUGGUCACGAAUCUCUGGUCUAACCUCGCUGGGAGGAACCGCCUGAAAAGUCACAUUGUUCACUGCCAGGUUCUUCAAGCCUAGACACUGUACGCUAAACUCAGUUCCAUGGUUAUGUAUUUUCAGAAAUUUCUUGCCGCGGCGAUAUAGAACUGCAUCCAGAUGAGGCCAAAAGCUUUGUCAAAAUCGGAUUUGACGAUGUUAAACGGAUGCACGAUCCAAAUUGAAGCUCAAAUGUCCCAUUUUAGAGUCGCUAUAUCUUUGCAUGGAUGUUUACCUUUCGGGGCUAGGAAAAGAAAUUUUGGAAGAUACAUGGCUGGGCUUCGGGUAGAGAUGGGGAUCAAGUGAUGAGACCUCAUUUGUAGCUUGUUCGACUUUUGGGUUUUGCUUUGUAGACCUUGUUUAUGUUCCCUGUUCCACACAGGUUAUUAAAUAUGAUGUGAACUGGUUUCACCUGAUCGUCGAAAGCAGUCCGGAGCCAGUGUAUGUGGUUCAUGGAGUGCAUUGUGGAGAUCUCUACCCUCU
Rhodamnia argentea is the source of this 2655-nucleotide messenger RNA. RefSeq names its product F-box/kelch-repeat protein At1g55270-like. Bases 916 to 2214 code for a protein of 432 amino acids. The transcript has 2 exons. NCBI's taxonomy places the organism in Eukaryota, Viridiplantae, Streptophyta, Magnoliopsida, Myrtales, Myrtaceae. The record is from RefSeq and is a predicted model, not a curated record. Gene Ontology annotation, molecular function: protein binding.